CUUCACCACUCAAAAAGCAAUAGACCAUGGUCCAGAACAUUAUGUACCAAGGGUAGCCGUUUCGGUGGCUUGAACCUGACCAGCUACAUUAACAUACCACGGUCUAGAAUCAAUUCCAGAGAUGCAGAGUUGUUUUGGUGGCUUGGACGUCUGAGCCACACAAUCAUCCAUGACGCGACAGCUUUCCGGAUGACCAAACAUUCGUGCUGCGGUUUCGUACAUAAGAAUGCAACAGGCGAGAGAAUUUCCACAACCGUACACCCUAACCUAGAAGCCGACUGUCGUUGAGCAUAACCAAGAGAGCAAAGCUGACCUGGUGCUCCUCAAACAAUGUCCACCGGCGCAACCAAGCCCACCUUCGCGCUCAUCGACCGCCUCCCCGCCUCUCACCACGCCUCAGUCUUCCUUGGCCGCAUCGUCGGGGAUAUCUUCCAUCCCUUACAUGAUUACUGCCCCGAGGACCCACGCACAGCCUUACAGCACCUACCCGUCGAGGUGGCCGAUACCUCCGUGUCCACUAUCCUCGCUGCAUCGCACUCGACGGCGGUUCGGGCAGUACUCGAUAGGAUCUUUAGGCUGACGAAUAGCAAGAGCAGUAGUACCGGGAAGCAGAUUGUAUCGGAUAGGGUAAUAACUUAUACCUUGCCGCAGCACCGGAAGUCAUUCGCCGCGAUAGUAGGUGCACACCAUGGCAAGAUACUGGAGUUGCUGGAGAACAAUGGCGGGAAAGGGUACAUGGUCGUGGGGUUGAAGACUUGCCAGGAUGCCGAGAUCGAAGUUACGCGUGACCAGGAUAGAAAGUCUGACGUCGAGAUGUCGGUGCCGGCGGGUCAGAUAGCGAGUAUCGCGUCGCAGGGCGCUGUCAAUCCGGCGUCAGUGCCAAACCCGACCGUUGGGAGGUCCAGUGAAGUGAGCGCCAAUUGGGGAACAAAAUUUACGGCCAAGGGAGAGCAGAUAUUUGCGUUGCAGUAUCGGAAAAUUACCUUGAAGAAGCAUUUCUUUUCCAAGAAGCCGUCAACAGCCGGGUUAGGGCAGAUAAAAAUAUUAGACUGGGGUGAGGGCGUUUAUGGUGAAAGUGACGAGGGAAGAGAGGUGGUGUAUAGCGAUGACGAGGACGAGGACGAGGACGAGGACCAGGAUGAAGAUGAGGAUGUGAUUUUGGAUGAGCUUAUGUCUAGUGCAAGCUCAGGGGGUGACAAGGGCGAUUUAUGGUUACCAAGCUAGCGCACCUCAAGAUGAGGGUGGAUUUCAAAUCCCUGUAAAUAGACCGACCCUGUGGAAGCUUAUGCAUGAGUAGCGACAAUGUUUGUGAGUCUUGUCAACUUCUGAUCUUACGGCCAUAAUGCCUAUGUGCUCUGGGUUACCAGGGUAAGUGAAGUUGCGAGUGGCAGCCAGGGGCUAAGGAACGAUGGCUUGACGCCAUGGCGUUUUAUAUGUCGAUCGCCCUAAGCCGUGAGUCCGACCUCCGAG
Messenger RNA from Fusarium redolens, 1470 nucleotides. RefSeq lists its product as uncharacterized. The transcript has a single exon. The record is from RefSeq and is a predicted model, not a curated record. Lineage: Eukaryota; Fungi; Ascomycota; Sordariomycetes; Hypocreales; Nectriaceae. Bases 331 to 1224 code for a protein of 297 amino acids.